Molecule: messenger RNA, 1409 nt
Organism: Phacochoerus africanus (Common warthog)
Lineage: Eukaryota; Metazoa; Chordata; Mammalia; Artiodactyla; Suidae
Gene: RBKS
Product: ribokinase
Exons: 8
Coding region: 61-870 (269 amino acids)
Biological process (GO): D-ribose metabolic process
Molecular function (GO): ribokinase activity
Source: RefSeq, a predicted model, not a curated record
UACCGGGUCGGGCAAAGGUUAAAGGGCAGCCUCCUGGUUGGAGAGCACCGACGUAGAGCAAUGGCCGCGUCUGGGGAACCCGGGAGGCAGUGGCAGGAGCAGGUGGCGGCGGCAGUGGUGGUGGUGGGCUCCUGCAUGACCGACCUGGUCAGCCUUACUUCUCGUUUGCCAAAAACUGGAGAAACCAUCCAUGGACAGAAGUUUUUUAUCGGCUUUGGAGGGAAAGGUGCCAACCAGUGUGUCCAGGCUGCCAGGCUCGGAGCCAAGACAUCCAUGGUGGGCAAGGUUGGCAAAGAUUCCUUUGGCAAUGAUUAUAUAGAAAACUUAAAACAGAAUGAUAUUUCUACAGAAUUUACAUAUCAGACGGAAGAUGCUGCGACAGGAACUGCUUCGAUAAUUGUCAAUAAUGAAGGCCAGAAUAUCAUCGUUAUAGUGGCUGGGGCAAAUUUACUUUUGAAUACUGAAGACCUGAGGGAAGCAGCCAGGACCAUCAGCAGAGCCAAAGUAAUGAUCUGCCAGCUAGAAGUAACUCCAGCAACUUCUUUGGAAGCCCUGACAAUAGCCCACAGCAAUGGAGUGAAAACACUGUUCAACCCAGCACCAGCCAUUGCCGACCUGGACCCCCGGUUCUACACCCUCUCGGAUGUGUUCUGCUGCAAUGAAAGCGAGGCUGAGAUUCUGACCGGCCUUGAGGUCCGCAGCCCCGAGGAUGCCGGGCAGGCUGCGCAGGUGCUCCUGGAAAGGGGCUGCUGUAUUGUGAUCAUCACCCUAGGGGCUGAAGGGUGUGUGAUGCUGUCACGGACAGAACCCGUCCCGAAACACAUUCCCACAGAGAAAGUCAAGGCUGUGGAUACUACGGAAGAGGAAUAGUUGAGGGAUCGGAAGACGUGAUGAAGGAGGACCUCUAUGUUCUACUCCAAGUUUUUCUUUAUUGUUUGUGUUUUUUCCAUAAACCUGUAUUUUUCAUGUAUUACUUUAAAAUUUGGAGUAAAUAUGACUUUGGGACACAGCAAAAAACUACUGGAGCCACAUCUAGUAAAAUAGUGAUACCAUUUCUCAAAGAGCAAACUAGGCGUUCGUCUCUCAAAGGAGCCACAGUGGCUGCAGUUCACUCUUGGUCUCAUAAAGAACCUCGCAACAUCCCCAAAUCUCUGUAUCUGUGGGCUGAGCGGCCCUUUGACUUAGGACGACCUCUGAAUGGGCAGUCCUGAGGCCAAAGAAGGAGGUCAGCAUGGCCUUGACAUCCACAGCACUUGAGCCUCCUCAAGUCUGGAUAUCUUGCUACACUCUUGGGACAGUUUUUUUUCUUAAUCUUUCUUAAGAAACAAUUUCCCUCAAAAACAUGUUAUUUUAUACAGUUGCCUUUGGAAAUAUCAGAAUAAAUGUCAAAGCUGCACUGUUUCUGUUCA